UGGUUUGUGAACACACAAUCAAAAAUAAAAAUUAUAGAAUCAGAACCUUUAUUGGACUAUUUGCUGAACGCUCUUUAUCAUUACAAAGUAAGCUAAAAUAGAAGAAUCAAAAGUGUGAUGUUAAGUGUUUACUCGUUUUAUGAAACCCAGGAAUAUGGCAAUAGAAAAACUGUAUCAAAGUGUAAAUUUCCUAAUUGUAAACAAGCCGUAUGAUAUGUACAUAAACUCUGAUGAUGAAAAUGAAAAGAAUACAGUCGUUUGUCACAUAGCGGAACAAGACUCUCAUCGUUCGAAUUCUGCACAACCACUGCAUUUCGUUCACCGACUGGACUACUCCACUAGCGGCGUUCUCUGCAUGGCAUUAAACAAAAGUGCAGCUGCCGCUGCCGGUAGACUUUUCGAGAAGAGACUAACAAAUAAAUACUACUUGGCGAUCGUUAGAGGACAUUUAAGUUUCAAAAUGUGUGAUAUAAAAUAUCCAUUAGGUUCUGAUCGGACAUCUCCAGACACCAGUCAUAAGAUGCUCGCAUUGACUGAAGCAACAAGAACUUCGUGUGGUUCUCCGAGAUCGGCUGAGACACGAUUACUUGUACUUGAGUCAGGAUAUUACGAAGACAAUCCGGUUACUGUGGUAGUCUUGAAACCUUUAACUGGUCGUCGUCACCAGUUAAGGGUGCACUGUUCUGUGAUAGGUCAUACAAUCUUAGGUGACUAUACAUACAGUAACCGACAAGAUACAUCCCCGCAUAGGAUGUUCUUACACGCUACUAGGUUAGUUCUACCUCUACCAAACGAACUAUUAGAUAUUCAAACGAUAGAACCAUUUUUUUCUGAUAAUCAAUUCACUUCGAAAUGGACACCACUCUCUAAAAAGUACAACUAUUGUGAAAAACAAGACUUUAUUAAAGUAUGCGAUGUUAUAGAUAAAACUUGUGAAAUAAACGAAUGUAAAGUGUUUGGUUAA
Molecule: messenger RNA, 964 nt
Organism: Papilio polytes (common Mormon)
Lineage: Eukaryota; Metazoa; Arthropoda; Insecta; Lepidoptera; Papilionidae
Product: RNA pseudouridylate synthase domain-containing protein 1-like
Exons: 5
Coding region: 140-964 (274 amino acids)
Biological process (GO): pseudouridine synthesis
Molecular function (GO): RNA binding; pseudouridine synthase activity
Source: RefSeq, a predicted model, not a curated record